AUGCGGAGAUUUUCAGCUAUGACUAGUGCUAGUUGAGCAGGAAUCCGUGUCAGUCGUGCUCAGUGCCUCGCAUAAGCCGAACGUCGCUCUGGAGCAACCAUCAGCAAUCUCAAAAAGGACGACGAGUGUCUCAACUAAAACGAAAGCGAAACCGAAAACACAGUAGCUCUAAAUAAAAAACCCCCAAAAAAAAAAAAAACAACAACAAAAACACUAUAAAAAACUACAUAGUAAAUCAACUGCCAGUGAUUGUGUUAAGUCUAGCCGCAAACAAAUAUUAAACACUCGUAAACAAUUUACAAAUUAUUGGCCAGCCUUCAGAAGAGUUUUUUUUCGCACAUGCGCGAACUUCGCACAAAAAAGCUAAAAAGCAAAGACCAAAAAAAGAGAUAAAAACGACCAAAAAGGAGCAGCCACCACACACCAACACUCCUACGACUCCGUGUGCGUGUGUGUGUGUGUGAACGUGCGCCUGUGUGCUGUGCGCGGUUUUUGUUUCGCACGCACUUUUAUCGCCGUUUUGUUUGAUUUAACGGUGCCGCGGUCAAGUGUAGAGAGCGCGAGAGCUUGCACGCCAGCAGCACCAGCAGAAGAAGCAGAAGCAGAAGCAGCAGCCGCUGCUCCUGUUCCCGAUUCCCGUUUCGGACCAAAAAACUUUUUGAGAUUUGCCCACAGUCGCCCAAGCCGUAACCAGCAACAUGCCUAACUGGGAGACGAGCACCGCGGCGCCUAACUACGAGCAGCACAAUGCCUGGUACAGCAGCAUGUUUGCCGCCAACAUCAAGCAGGAGCCGAUGUCGCAUCACCACAGUCACCAUCACGACAAUGGCAGCAACAGCAACAGCAACAGCGGAGCGAGCAGCCCAAGGCAAUCGCCACUGCCCUCACCCAAUGCACCUGGCACUCAGCUGGAACAAUACCUCAAGCAACAGCAGCAACAGCACCAGCAACAGCAGCAGCAUCAGCAGCCAAUGGAUACGAUGUGUGCGGCUGCCAUGACGCCGUCACCGAGCAACAAUGAUCAGAACAGCCUACAACAUUUUGAUAGCACACUCCAGCAGCAAUUGUUGCAGCAGCAGCAAUACCAGCAACACUUUCAGGCAGCGCAGCAGCAGCAGCAGCAGCAUCAUCAUCUCACACUGGGCGGCUUCAAUCCGCUGACGCCGCCGGGUCUGCCCAAUCCCAUGCAGCACUACUAUGCCAGCAGCAUGCGCCCCAGUCCACAGCCCACGCCCACAGCCGUGCCCACAGCGGUGGCAACGGUCAUACAGACCGGCGACAAGCUGCAGGCGCUGACGCCGCCAAUGGACGUGACACCGCCCAAGUCGCCGGCCAAGUCGCAGCAAUCGAGCGUGGAGCCCGAGAAGGAGCACGAUCUGAUGUCGAACUCGAGCGAGGACAUGAAGUACAUGGCCGAGUCCGAGGACGACGACAGCAACAUACGCAUGCCCAUCUACAACUCGCACGGCAAGAUGAAGAACUACAAGUGCAAGACGUGCGGCGUCGUGGCCAUCACCAAGGUGGACUUCUGGGCGCAUACGCGCACCCACAUGAAGCCCGACAAGAUUCUGCAGUGCGCCAAGUGCCCCUUUGUGACGGAAUUCAAGCAUCAUCUGGAGUACCACAUUCGCAAGCACAAGAACCAAAAGCCGUUCCAGUGCGACAAGUGCAGCUACACCUGCGUGAACAAGUCCAUGCUGAACUCCCACCGGAAGUCGCACAGCUCCGUCUAUCAGUAUCGCUGUGCCGACUGCGACUAUGCCACCAAAUACUGUCACAGCUUCAAGCUGCAUCUGCGCAAGUAUGGCCACAAGCCCGGCAUGGUGCUGGACGAGGAUGGCACGCCCAAUCCCUCCCUGGUCAUCGAUGUCUAUGGCACACGGCGCGGACCCAAGAGCAAGUCCUUCUCGGGCAGCAGCUCCAGCUGUGGCGGCUCUAGCAAGCGGAGCAGUGCUGCAUCAGCUGCCUCCCAGCAACAGCAGCAGCAGCACCAGCAGCAACAACUGCAGCCCCAGCCACAACAGCAGCAGCAGCAACAGCAACAGCAACAGCCUGUGCUGCCACCAAGCGCAACCUCUCAGCUAUCCGCCGCGCUCCAAGGAUUUCCCAUCCCAUCUGCAGCCGCAGCAGCCACAACAUCAGCACCAGCAGCUGUGGCUCCCGUCUCCCCACCGUCGCCGGCCAAGAGCGUGGCCAGCGUUGAGCAGGCGCCCAGCCUGUCCAGCGCGUUGCUGCCGCCAUUGGCCAGCCUGCUUCAGCAGAACCGCAACAUGGCCUUCUUCCCCUACUGGAAUCUCAAUCUGCAGAUGCUCGCUGCCCAGCAGCAGGCUGCGGUUCUGGCACAGUUGUCGCCCCGCAUGCGUGAUCAGUUGCAGCAACAGCAACAGCAACAACACCAACAGCAGCAACAGCAGCAGCAGCAACAGCAGCAAUUGCCUCCGCAUAGCGACAACGAGGAGGAUGAGCAUGACGAUGAUUUCGAGCGCAAAUCCGUAGACUCAGCCAUGGAUCUGUCACAAGGCACUCCGGUCAAGGAGGAGCCUCAGCCCCACAGCAACCACAUGGCCAUUAACCUGAAGCUGAAAGACGAUGACACACCUCUGAUCAGCAGCAGCAGCACCUCYCGCCGCAAGGGUCGUGUCCUCAAGCUGGACACGCUGCUGCAGCUGAAAUCGGCGGCGAUGUCAUCGCCGGAACAGCAACUGAAACUGCCGCCCAGUGUUCUGCCCACGGCCUCGUCGCCCAUUGCCGGCAGCAGCGCUAACAAGCAGCUGGCGGAUGAUCCCUGCUCUGGUGCCAGCUCCGCGGAUGAGUCCAUGGAAACGGGCCGUGUGCCGCAGGCCAACACGAGCGCCAGCUCAACGGCCUCCAGCUCCGGCAAUAGCUCGAAUGCCAGCAGCAGCAGCAAUGCCCCUCCAGCUGCCGUCGUUGCCACCUCCGCCACCGUAUCGAGCUCAUCCACAGCCACAUCCACGGGCAGCAGCGCUCCGGCCAUAUACGAGUGCAAGUAUUGUGAUAUUUACUUCAAGGACGCUGUGCUCUACACAAUCCACAUGGGGUAUCACAGCUGCGACGACGUCUUCAAGUGCAACAUGUGCGGCGAGAAGUGCGACGGACCCGUCGGCCUCUUCGUGCACAUGGCCCGUAAUGCGCACUCCUAAGAGCCACUCAGCGCCGGCGGCCCACAAUAUUGUUAUUAGAUAUUUUUAUUAUUAUUAACAUAUUUCGUUGUCCAAAAUUGUAUAUAUUCGUAAUUUAAGUUUUCAUUUUGUUGUCGAGAAUUGUACAUAAGCCAAAAAUGCGCCAAAACGCUAUCAACUAA
Drosophila arizonae is the source of this 3322-nucleotide messenger RNA. It is a transcript of the gene hb, whose product is annotated as zinc finger protein hunchback. Gene Ontology annotation, biological process: positive regulation of transcription by RNA polymerase II. NCBI's taxonomy places the organism in Eukaryota, Metazoa, Arthropoda, Insecta, Diptera, Drosophilidae. Gene Ontology annotation, cellular component: nucleus. The record is from RefSeq and is a predicted model, not a curated record.